AUGUGUUACUGGAUCCAUGAUGUUGAUCAACCUGAGCUGGUCGCUCUGAUAGGGCAGGUGGUUGAGGCGUAUGUAACAGAGCACCACACGACUGACAUCCUGCAGAUCCUUCUGGCGCUUGAUGAAAAUGCCCACUACUCGGUGGUCAGCAACACCAUGAAGCUAUUCGAAGCCAACAUGGAGGUGGGAGACUACUAUAACGCCUACCCCAGCGAGGUCAUCAACAUCUUCGACAAUGCCCUUCACAGAGCCGCCAAGACGGUGUCAGUAAACUCAACACAGCAAGGCUGGCACGAGAUCAAACACCACCUGCAUGCCCGAAUCACAGGUCUUCCUGUGUGUCCAGAACUCACCAGGGAGAACAUCCCCAAGUCUCGGAACGCGGGUCACUUCCUGUUCGUAACAGACACGGUCAUCCGCACCAGUGUGACCAAAAUCCUGGAGUACAAGAGGGACUUCAUGUGCUUUAAGUGCCAUCAUGCGCCCUCCCUGCUGGCUGACUUUCCCACCUACUGCCGGAUGGCUCCCACCUACUGCCCCAACCAGGACCUCUGCAACUCCAAGUUCACCUGCCAGUUAGGGAGCUACCCGGCAGCUUGCAGGGACUAACCGCAAAUUAAGAUCCAGGAGCAGGUGAUCACAAUGAAUGUUGGGCUGAUUUUCAAAAAUGUCAUUAUUGUGAUUAAAAAUGAGCAAGACGAUGUCACAGUGCAUGGAGUAGUUUGUCAGCGAUGGAAGCCCCUGUAUGAGGGCGCACGUUGUGAACUGGAUCUUGUGUUGAAAGCCAACUUUAUUGAAGUGAACAAUGAGCAGACCAUGGCAGCUCUGGUCCUAGAGGACAUGCAGAAGGAGUUUGACUAGCUCUGGGACAAUUGCAAACAUGACCCUAUAGCUGGCAGGAAGCAGAUUCUCAUGAGUCUGUGCCCACAGGUGUUUGGAAUGUACGUAGUUAAGUUAUCUGUUGCUAUGGUGUUAGCCGGUGGGGUGCAAAGAAUAGAUCCCUCUGGAACAAAGGUAAGAGGCGAGUCUCAUCUUCUGCAGGUGGAGUUUCUGAAGUACGCUGCUAAAAUCACUCCCUCUGUCCUCACUGCUGGGAUCUGCUCCAAUACCACAGGUCUGUCUGCCCUCUCCGUGAAGGAGUCUUGGGAGUGGCAUCUAGAGGCAGGAGCUCUGGUGCUGUCUGACGGGGGUCUUUGUUGUAUUGAUAAGUUCAACAGCAUCAAAGAGCACGACCGCACCAGUAUCCACGGAACCAUGGAGAAGCAGACCAUCAGUGUGGCCAAGGCCAGCAUGGUGUGCAAACUGAACACCAGGACAACCAUCUUGGCAGCCACCAACCCUAAGGGCCAGUAUGACCCCAAUGUGCCUGUGUCGGUCAACGUGGCCCUUGCCAGCCCCCUGCUCAGCCGUUUUGACCUGGUCCUGGUCGUACUGGAUGUUAGAGAUGAGUCUCUGUGGUGCAUGGAAAAGAUGAAGGCCUAUUUCUGCCUUACCAAGGGGCUGCAGCCGCGGGUGUCUGAGGAGGCCAACUCCAUUCUGUCCAGAGGCUACUACCAGUUGCAGAAGCAAAGCGACAGCAGGAACGCAGCCCACACCACAGACCGCAAGCUGGAGAGCCUCAGCCGCCUCGCAGAGUCACGUGCCAGGUUGAUGUUUCCAGACACUGUCACUGUGGAGGAUGCUGUUGUUGAGGUCUCUGUCACGGAGUGCUCUAUGCAAGGGGGCGCUCUCCUGGGAGAUAGAAAUGCUCUGCACAUGUCAUUUCCUGACAACCCCAGUCAGCAGUACCGGACACAGUGUCAGUUCGUUCUGGAGGGACUCCAGCUCCUACACAUCCUCAACAAGGAGAUGGACAGGCUCUCAAGGUGA
Molecule: messenger RNA, 1869 nt
Organism: Salmo salar (Atlantic salmon)
Lineage: Eukaryota; Metazoa; Chordata; Actinopteri; Salmoniformes; Salmonidae
Source: RefSeq, a predicted model, not a curated record